AUGACCUGGAUGGAGUCGCCACAGACUGCGAAUGUCUUCGGGGCCUCGAUCACGACGGGCAUCGCCGCGCGCACAGCCUCGGGGUCCAGCGCGAGCAGCGCGAGCAACAGCAUCAGCAACAGCAACAACGGCGGUGUCACCAACUCGUCGUCGUACAAGCGCGCCAGCCGCAAGGGCGCGCCGCGACGCUUUGUGUGCGACCACGCCGGCUGCGACAAGAUCUACUCGCGCGCCGAGCAUCUGCAGCGCCAUCAGCUGAACCACAACCCCAAGGAGAUCUACCGCUGCGACGUGGGCGACUGCGACCAGAAGUUUGUGCGACUCGACCUGCUGUCGCGCCACAAGAAGCGACACACGGCCUCGUACACGCCGCGGAACCGCAUCCCCAGCUUCGACACUGGCGGCGAUGUCACGAUCAAGUCGCCGCCCGAUCGCCAUAGCGUCGCCGCCCAGCCGCAGCCACAGCCGUCGUACAGUCAGCAUCACCACCAGGUGUCGACGUCGGGGCCUCACGAUGCCGCCAUUCUGCUGACGCCCGACUCCAACACGGGCUCGACGCCCGGGCCGUUGAGCCAUCCGCUGACGACGGGCAGAGCAGCCCACCCGGCCACAACAUGGGCGCCGUCGCUUGACGACCGCACGGCUUCUAGCAACAUCAUGCGACACAGGCCGAGUUUCUACGCAACCGACCCGUCGGUUCUGCCGGAGUCGUCGGGGAUGGUGGACUUUGGAGGUGUUGGGUAUCCUGGCGACGACUCCUUGUCACAGGGCAACUUUGCAGCCUGGCUAUUCGAUCCCCAGACCACUUACAGUGAUUUUAGCAUGGCAGGUCUUCCUUUCCUUGAAGGAGGCCUGGAAUCCACCUUCAACAACAAUAUUCACUACGACUACGAGUCCCUCACCAGCCUGUCACCCAUGGACCAACCUCACCGACUCUCCGAGUCAUCGUCAGACGACUGGAUCACGGAAUCAAGGCGGCAAGAGCUGCUUCACUGGUUUCAGACCUUCCGCAAGAAGCAGCCGCGAUACGAGCCAUUGAUGCCCAACCUGGUCCUCGAAAGCGGCGGCGACUUGCCCGCGCUAAAUGUGGACAUGAUGAGAGACUGUCUCAAGGAAUUCUGGGAUAAUGUUUCACCUCGACUCCCCAUUAUCCACCAACACACAUUUUCUCCGAACCGAUGCCCCAUUUUGCUGCUUCUUGUCAUGAUUUCUCUUGGAGCAGCAUCAUUGCGUGGACGCGAUAUGACGGGGCAACUAUCAGAAUAUGGCCCGUUUGCAGAUGUAAUCAUAUCUUGUGUGCGGUGGGAGAUUCUAACCUCUGAUGAUUCCGCGCCGCCUGCUAGCCUUUGGGUUUUACAGGCUCUCUUACUUCUUGAAUUUUACGAAAAGCUGUAUUCGUCUCGAAAACUUCAUGAGAGGGCGCACAUCUACCAUCCAGCAUUCUUAACGCUGCUCAGGCGCGGAAGCCCCUUGAUUGGCAGGACGGGUAGCGAAUCUCCUCCUGAGCCAGACUCGCUGGGUCCGGAUCGAGAAACCCCAAACAUUGCGCUGGAUUCUCGGACAUGGUGGGCUCGAUGGGCAGAGACAGAGUCCAUGCAUCGGGUGGUGUUUGCAGCAUUUAUGCUCGACGUCAUUCACGCCGCAAUGUUUGGCCAUGCCGCUGACAUGGCGCCUCACGAGAUUCGACUGCCGCUUCCCUGUGACGACAACCUCUGGGCGGCGAAUAGCCCCGAUGUCGUUCGCCAACUGGAUGCUAACUUUAGGAUGUACGGCGUAAAGCAAGUAUCUUUCCUCGACGGCCUGAAAAGUGCCCUGCAUGGAAAGGAAGUGAAGACGCACUCGUUUGGACGCAUGAUUAUCAUUUCGGGGCUGCUGAGCGUGGGGUGGCACUUGAACCACAGAGAGACACACUUAAAAUGGCUGGAUAUCCGAACGCCAUCGAUGGAGACGCAGGAGAAUUGGCGAAAAUUGCUGCUCAGAGCAUUCGACAAUUGGAAGGGCAGCUUUGACAUUGCCAUGUCAGACUCCAUCUCUGAUGCCCCUGGCCACCGGGGCAUCCCGAAUGGUCCCAUCAACAGUGCCUCGGUCCUCUACCACCUCGCUCACAUAAGCCUUCAUGCCGACAUUGUCGAUUGUCAAGUUUAUGCCGGCGCCAAGCGUCUUCUCGGCCGUAAAGUCUCAUCCAGGGAUUAUUCCAAUGUUAUCAAACGCAUGAGCGCCUGGUCAAACCAGGGAUCGACCCGCCAUGCUAUCCUCCACGCCUUCAAGCUCCUCUACCGCGUCGUCGUCGACCCUCACCCUCGGCGUCGAAACAGUCCUCACCCGCCCGAACACGCCGCCAUGCAGUAUUCUAUCCGUAACGAGCCAGACCCUCACCGACCGUGGAUCAUGUAUUACGCUGUGUUGGCUAUUUGGGCAUUUGUGCAAGCGUUGGGGCGCCCUCCCGGAAAGGGCUUUCCCUUGCCAACGUCGCAGCUUGGACACAGCAGUUAUGCGCGUAUGGUGGACUACGUAUCUAGUGUUGCUGCGCUACAUGAGCUCGAUGAGCAAUCGUCAUCGGUGUUAUAUGAGGGCUUGCCAGAUUUACUUGAUGUGAUGGUGGACAUUUUAGAAGAGGCAGAUACGGAAUUACUGUCGGAAGCACGGGAACGGUUAAAAGUGUGCAAAGAGAUGCUGUUGGGAGGACUGCCCCGGCAGCUUCACUGA
Messenger RNA from Trichoderma gamsii, 2706 nucleotides. RefSeq lists its product as hypothetical. Lineage: Eukaryota; Fungi; Ascomycota; Sordariomycetes; Hypocreales; Hypocreaceae. The transcript is spliced from 2 exons. Gene Ontology annotation, cellular component: chromatin. Gene Ontology annotation, biological process: regulation of transcription by RNA polymerase II; DNA-templated transcription. Bases 1 to 2706 code for a protein of 901 amino acids. Gene Ontology annotation, molecular function: DNA-binding transcription factor activity, RNA polymerase II-specific; RNA polymerase II cis-regulatory region sequence-specific DNA binding; zinc ion binding. The record is from RefSeq and is a predicted model, not a curated record.